Messenger RNA from Rotaria socialis, 1929 nucleotides. The record is from the annotation of a GenBank genome assembly. Lineage: Eukaryota; Metazoa; Rotifera; Eurotatoria; Philodinida; Philodinidae.
AUGGAUCAAAUAAAUGUUCAACGAUGGGCAAAUUCUUUACGCCGAUUUUAUCCAAAUCAUUCAAAGUCGUCACUUUUGCCGAAUCCGUAUGAAGAUGAUCAAAAUGGUCUUCGAAAUCCAUCAACAAUGAUAAAAACAACAGAAAACGAAUCACUCAGAGAUGUAUGCAUGAGAAAGAUUACAAAAAAAUUAAUUAAUUUAGAUUUUCCAUCUUCCGAAAAAAAUUCCUAUCGUACAUUAAUAAAAUCGGAACUUCAUAGAUUUGACAAGAUCAUGAACGACGAAGAAAAUCUUGAUUUUCAAUCGAAUGCUCAACUGUAUGAUAAUGAAAUAUCGAAUUUUUUGGUGCCAUUAUCAAACCAUCAUGAUGCAGAUGCACUUAGCGAUGCUGGUACUUACAUUAUUGAAGAUGAGACUGAUAUUCAAGAAGAUUAUGAGCCAGAACAAAAAACUAAUACUUUAUCGUCAAUUAAAAAAAAUCAAAAUCAAACAAAAUAUCUUCAUGAAACAUUUUAUAUGGAUCGAUUAGGAUUCUCAGCAACACCAAUGAUUAAUCGUCCUAUUAUUGAUUUGAAUGUUCAAACGAAUUCAUACGACUCACCAUUACUAUCUCAAACUUCAGUUGGAAAUAACAGCCAUCAUAGCAUACGUAACGAGCUGGAAGAUAAGCCAUAUAAUUGUCUCAUUCCUUCAUCGACUGUUCAAUAUCAACAAAAACCAGUUAUAUUACCAAAAAUGAAAAUAAAACCAGCGGAAUGUUUCGUUAUUUCACCAACGUUGGAAAUAAAACCUUUUCCAACUAAAAAUACUCUUCGACAAAAAAUAGAAAAUUCACAGAAAUCGAAAUUGGAAGGAAGUUCUGCUUCUAUUAAACAUCUGACUAUCAAAGCCGCCAAUAGUCAAUUGAUAUCUUCUAAUCAAAAUUCUAUGGAAAAUUAUCUUUUUAAGCCUCAAAAGCCUCUGUAUUCUUCGUCUCAGUCUUAUAACCAAUAUCAGACAACUAUAUAUGACCAAAUUUGUUCGUCAGACUUAUUUCAACACAAGUCAAUCGUAGAUAAAACAACACCAGUAAAUGUUCAUUAUGAACAACAGACUUUUUCAUCAGAUACAAUCGAUCCUAAUCAGAGUAAUAAUACAAAAAUAGAUGUAAUCAAAUUUUCUAUAGAUAAGUUAUGUAUAUUAGAUCACAAAAAAUCUAUUCCUUCAUCAUUCGCAUCAAAAUAUAGCCAAAAACAAAUUUUAUUAAAAAUUUCACCAGGUAAAAACUCAAAACCAACAACAACACUUUCAUCAUCAGUUAUUCAUCCAAGUAGGCAGAUGAAUCGAACAGUUCACUUACGUCGAGCACAUGCAAAAGCGAAAAUCGAAGAAUUAUCUCAAAUUACAACAAAACAAUUGUAUGAAAGCGAUAUAAUGAGUGCUUCGUGUUCUUAUAGUCCAAGUAGUCAUAGUAAAAAAGAACCGGCACAUUUACAGUUACAUGUUCAACCAAAAGCGAGAAAAAGUGUUAAACUUCAGCUGCAAGAUAUGUUAGGAACACGAACAAUAUUGCCAUCAUUAGAUCAACAAGUUUUACCCGCAAGUUCAAAGCAACAUGAAGCGCCACUCUUCACAUGUCGGAAAACUGUUAUAUCAACCGUCAAUGAUGAAGAACAAUAUAAAACACUGAGCACAAGUGAAUAUAGUCUUAAAGAGAAGCAAUAUGAUCUAUUACGCGAAAAUGGAAAACGAUUAGCAAACAAAUUAGUUCAACUUUCCGCUAGUAUAUUGAGCAAACUACAACUAAAUGAAUCCGCUACUGAUGAUCAUGAUGAUGUGCAAGUUCAUCAAUUAGAACAACUGAUUGAUAAAUUGGCAAUGGUCAAUCGAGCAUUAACCUCUAUCGAUACUUCAUUAGCACGUCCAACCAACACUGAUCUUUCUAUCUAA